This is a messenger RNA of Sinocyclocheilus anshuiensis, 2358 nucleotides long. It is a transcript of the gene c9, whose product is annotated as complement component 9. Gene Ontology annotation, biological process: complement activation. The record is from RefSeq and is a predicted model, not a curated record. NCBI's taxonomy places the organism in Eukaryota, Metazoa, Chordata, Actinopteri, Cypriniformes, Cyprinidae. The transcript has 11 exons. Gene Ontology annotation, molecular function: protein binding. Gene Ontology annotation, cellular component: membrane attack complex.
UACAAAUUCCUACACACAUUCAAAGGACAGUCCAAAGCUUCACCAUGAAGACUUUAGCUGCUUUAUGUGUUACAAUAUGCAUUCUUUAUCAGGUUAAUGGAAAGAGCAUAACGGACCAUAUGCAAGGGUCAAGACGAGAGGUGCGGGAAAUUAAUGAUCCCGGAUCAAUCGACUGCAAAAUGAGUGCCUGGUCCCAGUGGACGUCCUGCGACCCCUGCACUAAUAGGACGCAUCGCUCUAGAGGUAUUGAGGUCUUUGGGCAGUUUAAAGGCUCUAGGUGCAUAAACCCAAUUGGAGAGCGGAAACCCUGUAAACCUUCUACCAAAUGCCAGAUGGACCCUCCACCUGUCUGCAAGAGCUCUCAAUGGUGGUGCUCUUCAGGAAUAUGUAUAAACAAAAAUCUGAGGUGUAACGGGGAUUACGACUGUGGAGAGCCUGAUACGUCUGAUGAAGAUGAGUGUGAUAUCAUCAGAACACCUUGCGGCAAGACAGCUGUAUUUGAGUCUGAUAUAGCCAUCCAAGCUGGAUACGGAAUAAAUAUUCUGGGAUCUGGACCUCGAAUGAAUCCCUUCAAUAACAGAUUCUAUAACGGUCAAUGUAACCGGAUCAGAGAACCAUCCACAUUGGAAUAUAACAGACUGCCUUGGAAUGUUGGAGUUCUCAACUAUGAGACAAAAGUGGAAGAGAGCAGCUCUAAGGAGAUGUAUGAGGACAUUCACUCUUUAAUAAAGGAGAUAUCUAGGGAAUCCUCUACAUCUUUUGAAAUAGGCUUAAACUUCAAGUUUACACCUACUGAGCCCUCCAGUUCUGGUUCAGGUGAGGCUGGCAGUGCUGGUGGAGGUGGUGAAGUUGCCGGCCCCAGCGACGGUGGUGAAGCGGCCAGUCCCGAUGUGGGCGGUGCAGUUGAAGGUCCUGGUGAGGGCGGUGAAGCUCCAGGUCCUGGUGAUGGCGGUGAAGCUCCAGGUCCUGGUGACGGCGGUGAAGCUCAAGGUCCUGGUGACGGCGGUGAAGCUGAAGUUUCUGGUGCAGGCCAAAAUACUAGUCCUGGCUUAGGUUUUAGUGCGUCAGUAGGAUUAGCUUAGAAACUGAAAAGUUCAAAAGUCGUUCAACCCCUACUACAAACACAUGUUCUCUUUCAGAGAAAGACCUUCAUGAGAGUGAAAGGCAGUGUGCAGCUGGCAACCUACAGGAUGAGACAGCGAGGGAUGGAGGUGUCCUCAACGUUCCUGGAUGAUGUGGAUGCCCUGCCACUUACAUAUGAGAAGGGCCAGUAUUUUGCUUUCUUAGAGGACUAUGGAACACACUUCACCAAGAACGGAAAGUCUGGUGGAGAAUACGAACUUGUUUAUAUAAUGAAUGAGGAUGUCCUCAAACUAAAAAAGGUCACAGAAUCCACAGUCAAGGAAUGUUUAGAGCUUGGACUUAAGGGUAACUUCCAAUUUACUCAAGCAGUAACAGGAGGAGGACACAUUAAACCAAAAAACAACUGUGAUACACUAACAGAAAAACCCACAGAUGACAGGAACACGAAGGGGGUUAUUGAUAAAGUGCUGAUUGCAGUGAGAGGGGGCAGUCCGGCUUCAGCAGUAGCCAUGAAGUCUCAGCUCACUAAAGAUGGCAUUCUAGACUAUAAUCAGUAUGUGGAAUGGGCAAAGACCGUAUCUGCUCUGCCAGCUCUCAUUCACAGUGAUCCUGAACCCAUCUACAACGUGAUCCCUUUGGACUUUCCUGAUGCUCAGCCGAGACGGGAAAAUCUCAGAAGAGCCCUGGAUGACUAUGUGGCCGAGUACAGCGUGUGUAAGUGCCAGCCGUGCCAGAACGGUGGCUCUGUGAUCCAGGUAGAUGGGGAGUGUAAAUGCAUGUGCCUACCAGGGACUGAAGGUGUUGCGUGUCAGAUCAUUGAGAUGGAACUGGUGAAAGCUAAGUCUUUUGAACAACUGGGAAACUGGGGCUGUUGGUCUUCCUGGUCGCUCUGCUCCGGGGGGCGUCGCAGACGAACGCGCACGUGCGAUACUCGCGGUGUACCAGGAGGAAUCUGCAGAGGAGACACAACUCGUGAAGACUACUGCUAAUAUAGUAGUUCAAAUACACAAAUAAUCAUGAGAUAAUAAAAGUGUUGCGUACAAAAUAAAAUGCAAAUUACAAUUGCAUGUACAUUCAGAUAGUUCUCUCAUGAAGAGCGGUUUAGAGAAACACGUUUGACAACAAUGCCAUCUUGUGGUCAAUAGUGCAACCGAAAAUAGUUGCAUUACAGAAACAGUAAGCUUUUCUCAUAUUGGCUACCUGACUUUUUGCCUACCACGGCCGUAACAUACAGUGAUGGUUUCACAAAUAAAUUUCAUGUCACUUUAAAAUAUA